UCGUGCAUUACGCGUAUAUAUUUAGUUUAUAAUUAUAUCAUAUUCAUACCAUGCCUUUACCUUGUAAUAAACCACUUUAAUAUAUAACUCUUCGUUGACCAUUUUAGAACGAUCAAAAUCAAAUCGAAGAAGAAACCACGGCGAAAAAUGGAGAUGUAUGAAGAGAAGAACAGAGGAAUAGAAGGCAAAGUCGUAGCCGUGACGGGUGGGUUGGGUUUAGUCGGCUCCAACAUAUGCCUUGAGCUGCUCCGCCGUGGUGCUCUCCAAGUCCGCUCAUUGGAUUGCCGCACCACCUCUCCUUGGUCAGACCUUCUCAAAGAAUCUGGCAUCCAAUGCAUAAAUGAUGUUGUGAGUGGAGAGGACGUAGAAGAGGCCCUUGAAGGAGUGGAUUGUGUGAUUCAUCUUGCUUCGUACGGUGGUUCGGGUAAGGAAAUGGUUCGGACUCAUCGGAUCGAGGAAGUCAACGUGGAAGGGACGCGUAACGUUUUGGAAACCUGCAUGAAGAAAGGGAUCACGAGGCUAGUGUAUUUAAGCACACACGGUGUCGUUUUCGGUGGGAAAGAGAUUGAGAGUGGAGAUGAAACUCUACCUUAUGUAGCUUCCGAUCAAUACGUUAGUUCAUAUGAUCGGACUAAAUCUAUUGCCGAACAAUUGGUUCUAGAGAACAACGGUCGUCCUGUUGAGAAUGGACGUGGAAGUCUUUUAUCUACGUGUGCGAUUCGUUGCCCGAUUGUUUAUGGACCGGCUGAAGAGAAGUACCUUGAUAGGAUAAUUUCCGAUGCAAGAUUGGGUUUAUUCCUCUUCAAAAUCGGCGAUGCAAGCUCGAAAACCGACUGGAUUUAUGUGGAUAACAUUGUAUUCGCGCUCAUGUUGGCAACCACCGAUUUACUCAAUGAACACUCGAAAGCCUCAGGGAAGGCCUACUUUGUUUCUGAUGAUAAUCCAAUAAAUUUCUUCGAAUUUCUUCAGCCACUUUUAAAGAAUCUUGAUUAUGAUCUUCCCAAGUUAUCGCUAUCAGUUUCGCUUGCGGUUCUACUAGGAACAAUAUGUGAAGCAAUAUACACAAUGCUAACACCAGUACUAAACCAAAGGUGGAUUCCACAACCAUUGAUUCUUCCACCUGAAGUUUAUAAGGUGGGGGUGACUCAUUACUACUCGAUCCGCAAAGCCAAGGAGGAACUCGGGUACGAGCCCACGACACAGCCCAAAGAAGCCAUGAGCGAAACCUUUACAUAUUUUAAAGACAAGAAAAGGAGAGAGGUCGAUGGUCCAAGCAUUUACGCGUGGAUUUUCUGUGUGAUCGGUUUGCCUAGCAUUAUAUCAGUCGCAUGGCUACCGGACAUUGGACCCAUACCGUUGUUUCGAGCCAUUGCGUUGUUUAUCUUUAGGUCGAUGUUAGUGUUGCGGAUAGCAUCGGGGAUUGUGGUGACAACGCAUGUGAGUGAAGCAGUUUAUGCGUUAUGGCUGGCUAAGAGAGUGGAUCCCAAGAAUGCAAAGGCCUGGUUUUGGCGGACAUUACUUCUCGCUACUUUCUCGCUUCGAUUACUUUUGAAAAGAGCCAAAGAAGUAAAACAAUCAUCAACAUUAAGAGAAGGUCUUCUAACCAAUUCGGGGUCGUCAAUUGCUUAAUGAUUCGUCAUGUGAACAAAUUUAAACCAUGCUUCGAAUAUUCACACUACGAUAUCAUUCAUUAUUGAUCAUAUUCGACAUUUUUAAUUGGUAAAAAAUAUUUAGCCGUGGACUUUCAGUUUA
Messenger RNA from Arabidopsis lyrata subsp. lyrata, 1752 nucleotides. Its product is annotated as short-chain dehydrogenase/reductase family 42E member 1. Bases 148 to 1629 code for a protein of 493 amino acids. Lineage: Eukaryota; Viridiplantae; Streptophyta; Magnoliopsida; Brassicales; Brassicaceae. The record is from RefSeq and is a predicted model, not a curated record. Gene Ontology annotation, molecular function: 3-beta-hydroxy-Delta5-steroid dehydrogenase (NAD+) activity. The transcript is spliced from 5 exons. Gene Ontology annotation, biological process: steroid biosynthetic process.